Messenger RNA from Antrostomus carolinensis (chuck-will's-widow), 1641 nucleotides. RefSeq names its product aminopeptidase RNPEPL1-like. The record is from RefSeq and is a predicted model, not a curated record. Gene Ontology annotation, molecular function: metalloaminopeptidase activity; zinc ion binding. Lineage: Eukaryota; Metazoa; Chordata; Aves; Caprimulgiformes; Caprimulgidae. Gene Ontology annotation, biological process: proteolysis.
AUGUUUCAACAGAUCUGGUGGCUGGAUCCAGAACUGACGUAUGGCAAUGCCAAGCCAUUUGUCUUCACGCAGGGCCACUCGGUGUGUAACCGGUCUUUCUUCCCCUGCUUCGACACACCAGCAGUCAAGUGUACCUAUUCAGCUACUGUCAAGGCUCCAGCAGGCAUACAGGUGCUGAUGAGUGCCACCCAAAGUACCUACUUAGAAGAGGAAGGUGUCUAUCAAUUUUACAUGGAAUAUCCAGUUCCUGCCUACCUAGUGGCCCUGGUGGCAGGAGACCUUAUACAUGCAGACAUAGGUCCAAGGAGCAGAGUGUGGGCAGAGCCUUGCCUGCUGCCAACAGCCAUCAGCAAGCUUUCUGGCAUGGUUGAGCGCUGGUUGACUGCUGCAGAGAGUCUGUAUGGGCCAUAUAUAUGGGGAAGAUAUGACAUUGUUUUUCUUCCUCCAUCCUUCCCUAUUGUUGCCAUGGAAAACCCAUGCCUGACCUUCAUAAUUUCUUCCAUUCUGGAGAGUGAUGAGUUUUUGAUCAUUGACGUCAUUCAUGAAGUUGCACACAGCUGGUUUGGAAAUGCGGUCACCAAUGCGACGUGGGAGGAGAUGUGGCUGAGCGAGGGGCUAGCCACAUACGCACAGCGCCGGAUCACCACUGAGACCUAUGGAGCUGCCUUCACAUGUUUGGAGACUGCAUUUCGCCUUGAUGCUCUCCACAGACAGAUGAAGCUCCUUGGAGAAGACAACCCGGUCAGCAAGCUUCAGGUUAAACUGGAGCCAGGUGUAAAUCCUAGUAAUUUAAUGAACCUCUUCACCUAUGAGAAAGGCUACUGCUUUGUUUACUACCUGUCCCAGCUCUGUGGUGACCCAAGACACUUUGACUCCUUCCUAAGAGCCUAUAUUGAGAAGUACAAAUUUACCAGUGUUGUGGCUCAGGAUCUUCUGGAUUCCUUCCUGAAUUUUUUUCCAGAGUUGAAAGAGCAAUGUGUUGAGAGCAAAGCAGGACUGGAGUUUGAACGUUGGCUCAAUGCUACAGGACCUCCAUUAGCUGAGCCAGACUUAUCUCAGGGAUCCAGUCUGACCAGACCAGUGGAGACAAAGCUCUUCAAACUCUGGACCACAGAGCCUCUGGACUCUGUUGCUGCUGCCAGCAGUGUUGACCUCACUAAAUGGAGAACGUUCCAAACCGUGCUUUUCUUGGACAGAUUGCUGGAUGGGUCACCACUGCCACAUGAGGUGAUAAAAAAGCUUUCGGAAUGUUACUCCUCUCAGCUGGACUCCAUGAAUGCAGAAAUCCGUAUCCGCUGGUUGCAGAUUGUAGUCCGAAAUGACUAUUAUCCAGACCUUUACAAAGUCCGUCGCUUCUUGGAAAACCAGAUGUCUCGGAUGUACACAAUUCCACUUUAUGAGGACCUUUGCACUGGCACCCUCAAGUCUUUUGCCUUAGAAAUUUUUUACCAGACCCAAAACCAGCUGCACCCCAAUUUGCGGAAAACCAUCCAACAGAUCUUAUCACAGGGCUUGAAUCCACUUCCUGCCAUAGACACUACAGCAGUCACUACAGACACACCAGCAAUGGUGCUUGAGGACAAAGUCUCAGAGGCUACAAAUGGUGCCAUUUCACUCAGGGAUGUUAAUGUGUCUGCUUAG